Messenger RNA from Mauremys mutica (yellowpond turtle), 1317 nucleotides. Its product is annotated as centromere protein F-like. Gene Ontology annotation, biological process: metaphase chromosome alignment; mitotic cell cycle; regulation of G2/M transition of mitotic cell cycle. Gene Ontology annotation, cellular component: chromosome, centromeric region; spindle pole; nucleus. Gene Ontology annotation, molecular function: microtubule binding; dynein complex binding. The coding region runs from base 1 to 1317 and encodes 438 amino acids. Lineage: Eukaryota; Metazoa; Chordata; Testudines; Geoemydidae. The transcript has 10 exons. The record is from RefSeq and is a predicted model, not a curated record.
AUGUCUCUUUUGGGGCAGAUUCAACUGGAUCUAACUACUUCAGGAAAAAAUGAACCAAAUAAGCGUUUGGAUGGAGUUCAGAAAGAGCUAGAGGAAAAAGAGAGAGAAAUGAAAAAAGAAAUAUCAGAAUAUCUAAGCAGACUUCAUCAAGUAGAGAAAAAUCAUACGGCUCUUCUGACAGAAGCAAAAAGAAAGAAUGAAGUAGAAAUUCAGGCCUGUCAAGAGAAAUUGAAUUUAUUGGAGCAGUGUCUGGAUGAACAACAGUUGGAAAUGGAGCUCUUGAAGUUACGUAAAGAGCAAUUAAAUAAUUCUCUGAAAGAUGCUAACCAGACAAUAGAAGAACUUAAGAAAGUUCAGGUAGACAAUCUGAAGCAUAUAUAUCAACUGAAGAAGCAAAAUGAAUUUGCUCGUAGAAAAAUGGAGAUGUGGAUAAAAUCCUGUAAGCAGCUACAGAAGGAAAAAGAAAUGUUGCAGAAACAAAUUAAUGAACAUGAUGCUCUAUUAAAGAAGCAAAAGCCAAGUGCUGAUGAGGUUGCCAGUGCAGAAGAAAUGAGGUUGAAGCUGGAAGAACUAAAGGACUCUGCAGAAGAGAAAACCAAGGAAGCAGAAGAGAACCUGGAGAAGUACUGCACUCUGAUUAUUAAUUACUAUAAACUAGAGGAAGCAAAUGAGCUGUUAAAAACACAGGUCUCUCUGUUAAAUGCUCUGCUGAAACAGCCAGCAAAUGCUGUUAAUUCUCCUUCACAAAAUUCAGAUAAUCCAGUAACACUUAACAAUCAGUCAGUUACAGAGAAGAGGUCAGAUGAAGAUCCUACUAAGCUUUCAGGUGCCGGGGCCCACUCGGAGACCCUGCGCUACGCUGAGUACGCGAGGGUCCCCGGCGACAGCCGGCAGGCAAAAAAAAAACAAAAAAAAAAAAACAACCAUUCACUGACCCAUGAGAAUAAGGAGUAUGAGCCAGACGGACUCCCAGAGAUAGUCAAAAAAGGGUUUGCUGAUAUUCCUACUGAGAAAAUCAGCCCUUAUGUUUUGCGUAGAACAACUCUAAACCUAAGGACCAGUCCCUGUCUUGCUGCCCAAAGCCAAAGAUUGUCAACCUGUUCCCAAAGUUUACAAAAUGGCAGCAGCAACAGAUUACGAACAAAAAUCCAGCCACAUCAACUGCUUUUCGGGCAAGCCAUGAAGUUGGUCAUUGACCCUGAACAAAUUCGGGACAUGGAGGGUUCAGCAUCCCUGGAAACUCAUGAGUAUUGGCAGCGGCUGAAGCAGUUGCAGGAAAACAAAACCACUCUACAGUUUAAGAAUUACUGGGCGUAG